Hippocampus zosterae (dwarf seahorse) is the source of this 1334-nucleotide messenger RNA. RefSeq names its product pro-melanin-concentrating hormone (gene pmch). Gene Ontology annotation, molecular function: melanin-concentrating hormone activity. Gene Ontology annotation, biological process: chemical synaptic transmission. The coding region runs from base 890 to 1261 and encodes 123 amino acids. The transcript is spliced from 3 exons. The record is from RefSeq and is a predicted model, not a curated record. Lineage: Eukaryota; Metazoa; Chordata; Actinopteri; Syngnathiformes; Syngnathidae.
GGCAGUGGAAAUUCACUGAGGUUCCCCGGUGUUGGCUCAGCUGCGGGCUUGAAGAAGCCAUGAUGUCAGAUCCUUGUUUUCCUUGGAGAGCUCCUCAUCAGCUGCAUUGUUUCCAGGAAAGCGCGGGGGCUCUUCUCAGGGGCAACCCACAAGAAACCGCAACACGUACCUCUCGCCCCCCCCCCCCAAAAAAAAAAAACACACACAAGAAGACGACCGGCGGUGCUGAUGUCACACUUGUGAGGUUUGCCGUGAUUGAUGAAAAUGUGAACAGAUGAGCUUUUCUAGGAAGGUUCGGAGAACCGCAAUGGAUGCGGACUCGGGGGAACUGUCGUCAGAAACGAUUGAAAUAUUCUUGGCGCUCCAGGAAGAAACGCGGCUUGGGUUCCGGGAGCUCUUGACGCCGAGAACUGAAACAUCCUGCGCUUUGGGGACAGCGAGUGUGAAGUAGCAACUCCAGAGACUUUUAGAGACUCCGGCGGGCCAUCCGUCAGGGCCGCGGCUGAAAAAAAAAGAAAAGAAAAGAAGAAAGAAAAGGCCACAGGUGGGGUGCGACGGCGGGAGGGCACGACCUCGUGUUUGUUCCUCCGAGUAGGCGGCAUUGUCAUCGGCUCGAGCGGCGUUCGGAAGAAGGCCUGCUGGUUGGCGAGGCAUUCACAUCUUUGUGCUCCGUAAUGAAGCGCCCACCUCUCACCUGCCCCCCCGACACCCAUUAUAAUCGCACAAAGGGGACAAAAAUGACUCCAUUCGUUAGGAGGUCGGCCGCUUCGCGAACUUCCGCCGUCAUCACAUCGGGAGCCGUGACGAUCCUCGGCCGCGGGCGGGCCGUUAAAUACCCGGGCGAGCCGCAUCGGGGGCCAGGCGAGCGCUCCGUCGUCCAAGCGACAAGAUGUCCCGCGUCCGCCACGCCGUCCUGGCUCUGCUGCUCCUCUCCAACCUCAGCGGACGAUCGCUCGCCGGCGCCGCCGACAACGAUGGGCUGAGCGCACCUGUGUGGGACGACGGCGACGCCGCCGCCCUCCGGACGAACUGGAUGUGGGAUGUCGCGGAUGAAGACGCAAAGCCCAAAGUACUCCCGUUGGCGGGCACGAGGCGGAGAGGAUCGGCUUUUCCCGCUUUCCACCGGCGACUUCCUGCGUCGGACGAGGCUCGCUGGAGGGAAAAUCCAAUUGCGGAGAAAAUCGAGCGCCGGGACGCCGACAUCGACAUGUUGCGCUGUAUGAUCGGGCGAGUGUACCGGCCCUGCUGGGGAGGGACAUAAACGCGGGCAGAAGAAUGCGUUGGGACAACAAGUGUGUAAAAGCAAAUAAAACUUUAUUGAAAAUGAACUCUGC